AUGACCAACACUUCGGAAGAUCUCAAUCACAUCGCACUCUCGACGACCGCCGGGACAGGGAUUGAUAUUGUACCUGCAUCAGCCAUAAAGGAUACUUUCCAAGAUACACGUUCGACCAAAGAUGAGAUCAUAGAUGAGGGUGUAGUGGAAUCGAUGGAUACCUAUGAAUACCCUGAGGGAGGUUACGGAUGGAUAGUCGUGGGAUGUUGUAUGACUUUUGCGGCAUUGACAAUGGGUUGGGGUGUCUGCUUUGGUGUAUUUCAAGCUCACUACGCACAAUAUGAAUAUCCUGGUCAGACGUCAAAGUUAAGUCUCAUCGGGAGUUUGUUCACAUUACUUCAAAAUAUAACGUCCUUUGUUGCUGGAAAACGAGUAUUAUUCGUGUCAGCCUUCGUGUAUUGGUUAGCACUUUUUCUAGCAUCUUGGAGCACCAAGCUUUGGCAAGUGAUUUUAACCCAAGGUGUUCUGACCGGGAUCGGAGUUGGGAUUUGCCAGCCGAUGUUUUUCAGUCUGCCGUCACAAUGGUUUCAUAAAAGGCGGGGCCUUGUAUCAGGUUUGACUGUAGCGGGAGCUGGCUUUGGUGGCGGGUUUGGCACGCUCAUCGUUCGUGCCUUGAUAAAGGCAGUGGGGGCUCACAAGACAUUACUAAUUUACUCUUUCAUCAACUUGACUCUGAUGUUGGUUGCAACGCUGCUCAUGCGCACUCGACCGAGCUCGCCAGAGGCUCGCAUGAAGGGUGAGGGGCCCUGGGUGGACAAACGGGUCUGGACAAUGCUAUCUUUUCAUUUUUUGGCUCUUUGCAUACUUCUCCAUUCUUUUGGCUAUCUCACCGUCCUGUAUUAUCUUACGCAAUAUAUGAAAGGAUUAAGUGAUGUGCCCAAAGGCGAUAUACUGGGAGCAUUACCGCUGAGUCUGCUGAAUUUCUGUGCUGGACUUGGUCGAAUUUCCAUUGGUUACGCUGCCGACCGACUGGGUGCCAUGAACACAUUCGCCUUCCUUUGCUUUGGUUCUUUCGCCGCGGUGCUGGCCUUAUGGUUACCUGCUCAUUCCUAUGGGGUGAUUGUCGGCUUCGGUAUUGUGUACGGUCUCCUUGCCCCUGCAUCAUACACGCUUGUCCCGAUGGCUGCCGCGGAAACCUUCGGUCCCGAGAAUCUCGCUUCAAACGUGGGUCUCAUUCUCCUGUUCACUGCUCCAGGCGGUCUGGGCGGUGCUCUCGUUGGUGGUAAGAUCUUGGAAAAGACCGGAAACUGGCAAGCCCUCAUUAUCUAUGCUGCCGCUCUUCACGCGGCCGCUGGGAUUUGCAUUUUAGUUACUCGGUUUUUGAUCAACCGCCGUAUCUGGGCGAAGGUGUAA
Messenger RNA from Kwoniella shivajii, 1353 nucleotides. RefSeq lists its product as uncharacterized. Gene Ontology annotation, molecular function: transmembrane transporter activity. Gene Ontology annotation, cellular component: membrane. NCBI's taxonomy places the organism in Eukaryota, Fungi, Basidiomycota, Tremellomycetes, Tremellales, Cryptococcaceae. The record is from RefSeq and is a predicted model, not a curated record. Gene Ontology annotation, biological process: transmembrane transport. The transcript has 11 exons. Bases 1 to 1353 code for a protein of 450 amino acids.